Molecule: messenger RNA, 514 nt
Organism: Pyricularia oryzae 70-15
Lineage: Eukaryota; Fungi; Ascomycota; Sordariomycetes; Magnaporthales; Pyriculariaceae
Exons: 1
Coding region: 344-514 (56 amino acids)
Source: RefSeq, a predicted model, not a curated record
CUCAACCUCGAGUCGUACCGUUCAUGUUAGUUCCUAGGAUGACUAGGUAUUUAUUGGAUGAGAUGAAGUUUUCGGCACAGACAAGCUAAAACAACAAUUUUUCACGUGGUCAUUUUUAUCAAAAGGACUCGAGAAAUGUAGUUGUAGUUUUUUGCUUAAUCAAGAUUCCAGACUCUUAUGACUAAGUACUUGUGGGUAGUGUACAAUUUCUUUUUUCUUUUCUUCUUUUGGCUUUGCUGGUUCAGAUACCCGGUCCAGACCCUUGGCAGGUCACAAAGUGGAAAAGGGCAAGCUGAGAAAGAGCGCAAGGCAUUUCACACACUGCCAAGUGCGGAACACAGUCAUGUCCGACCGAGUGUGGGAUUUUUUGACUACCGCCGACGAGAAAACCCCACUGAACACCCAGAUCCCCACUUGCCGAGCCAAAAAGGAGGUUUCGGCCGACCAGCGGACGUUUGGACAUGCAACCCAACCAACGGCGACGCAAGGAACACGAACGCUUGUUGGAAAAUAA